AUGAAAUCAUUGCUUAAAGGUAGUAUCUUUACGGAUUUGUGCAAACGUAGCACAAACGUGGUGGCAACGUCAAAUAAAAAACAGGCACCUGUAGAAUCCAUAUUUGAGCCGAUAUUACCUGAAGUGCGCCGGAAAAUUUUGUUCACCAGUAAUCAAUCAUGCAAGAGUUGUUUUGGUGGAAAAAUGAAGAUGCGCAGCGGACUAGGAGUGUCCUCAAGUUUCAUAAGAAGUGCGCAUACUGAUAUCAGAGUUCCAGACUUUUCUGAAUAUCGACAUACUGCAACAAAAAAUCCUAAAGUUAGGAGUUCGGACUCGGCUCAAAGUAGAAGAGGGUACACUUAUUUGCUAACAGCAAGUACAGCGGUAAUUGGUUUAUACUGUGCAAAAGCUGUUGUACAUGAUCUGGUGUUGUCAAUGUCAGCUUCAGCAGAUGUUUUAGCAAUGGCCAAAAUAGAAAUUAAGCUGUCCGAAAUACCUGAAGGAAAAUCGGUAACGUUCAAGUGGCGUGGAAAACCGCUUUUUGUUAGGCAUAGGACGCAGUCUGAAGUAGACAUCGUGAAUGCAGUUCCACUGAGCAUUUUGCGCCAUCCUCAGAUGGAUAGCGAACGAACUCAGAAACCAGCCUGGUUGAUUGUUAUUGGAGUGUGCACUCAUCUUGGUUGCGUACCAAUAGCAAAUGCUGGGGACUUUGGAGGGUAUUAUUGUCCUUGUCACGGCUCGCAUUUCGACGCUUCGGGCAGGGUCAGGAAAGGACCAGCUCCACUCAAUUUAGAAGUGCCGCCAUACACAUUUCCCGAAGAAAAUGUCGUGGUUGUCGGUUAA
Messenger RNA from Ctenocephalides felis (cat flea), 822 nucleotides. Its product is annotated as cytochrome b-c1 complex subunit Rieske, mitochondrial-like. Gene Ontology annotation, molecular function: 2 iron, 2 sulfur cluster binding; quinol-cytochrome-c reductase activity. Lineage: Eukaryota; Metazoa; Arthropoda; Insecta; Siphonaptera; Pulicidae. Gene Ontology annotation, cellular component: membrane. The transcript is spliced from 4 exons. The record is from RefSeq and is a predicted model, not a curated record. Gene Ontology annotation, biological process: mitochondrial electron transport, ubiquinol to cytochrome c. Bases 1 to 822 code for a protein of 273 amino acids.